Haliotis rubra (blacklip abalone) is the source of this 5940-nucleotide messenger RNA. RefSeq lists its product as uncharacterized. Gene Ontology annotation, cellular component: cytoplasm. NCBI's taxonomy places the organism in Eukaryota, Metazoa, Mollusca, Gastropoda, Lepetellida, Haliotidae. The transcript has 8 exons. Gene Ontology annotation, molecular function: protein binding. Bases 873 to 4733 code for a protein of 1286 amino acids. The record is from RefSeq and is a predicted model, not a curated record. Gene Ontology annotation, biological process: innate immune response.
GUGAACACACGACGAGUGAAGGAUACCAAGAGUAUUUGCUGCUUAUUGUUAAGUCAUCCCCUUCUUUGACCACAGCAGAUUUCAAAACCAAGGUGACUUCCGACGAAAACUUAACACGUCCAACAACCCUCAAUAUUCAAAAAUUGUUGUUCAGCGAGAAACAACAAAAGGAAAAACGUCCAAGAAUAAGAGGCCUAGAAUCCAUCCAGGAAGGCAGGGAUAUCGAAUUUAAAUCAUUUGACAAGACAUUAUUUGAUGGAAUCAUUAAACAAUCAAAUGUUCAAAAAGUACUAGAAUACAUUUGGAAGGAUCUCAGACUGAGAGAAUAUAUUUCCUGUUUCACAAAAAACCAAGACGGUGGUUCCUAUUACCUAGGAAUAGGCGAAGGUUUAGAAGACAUUACUGGUUAUAAUUACAAGACAAAGUCCAAGAUCCUUUCUGGGAUUCGUGUUGAACCGAGAUUACACGAGACUGUAAAAAAAGGUUUGACAGAGUUGAUCAGGCAACACACAACAGUUCAAAAAGGGAAUGUAGCCCAACCUCGUAGUGCAGACUCGCUGGUGAAAUUUAAGUUUCAUGAAGUGGACAAAGGCCGAGUGUACAUCCUUGAAGUGGCAGUAGGGUACACGCCUGGAUGUGUCUUCUAUGAUACGCCAGACGUCUAUACCAUGGUUGAGGGGAGUAAUCAAAUGAAAGCAGUAGACUUCUCCGAGUGGCUUGAAAAAGUGAAGACUUUCCAACCUGCUCAUCAGUCCAAAUGAGUGAUAACAGACGACAAGAAGGAGUGAUUUGAUAAGUGGACACAUUUUAAUACCGGACAAUCUGACUGAAGGGACCAAUAGCCCUUGAGGGUGAAGGAAAGCGUGUGUACCAUGGCCGGUGUCGCCUAUAUGAAAGAACCACGACACACAGAAGUUGUUGUUUCAUGGCCAAGUAACUCCCCACUUCUUCCGAGGGUCCGACUGCAAGAGGAACUAUUUGAAGCAAUCCAGACGCAUGUCCUCACUUCUGGUAAGCUGUCGGUAUAUCCACCAAAGACUGCUCGUACCAUGUCCGACAUCCUAUACCAGAGAAUUCAGACUCAUGGAAAACAUUUCGAAGGAGGAUUGUCCUUUGUGACAAGAUCACUAGCAGUGGUGUUGAAUUUCCCAAAGGUUUAUAUUCCAGAUGGAGUGAUAUCGGAAGUAUUCUAUGUUCUUCCAGAUCGUCCAUCAAUGAUCCUCUGCUUUGUGUGUGAGAAAAGAGACGAUCUCGGGAAAUAUGUUCUCCGUCUUGCCCGGAGAGCAAUAAAUCAAAUCCGGAAGUAUACAGAUGAACAUUUCAGCGCAGUCUAUGGUCUUUUGGACCCUGGUGAUUUAGAAUCAGACAACCUAUUCGCCGAUGCCUUGAGGUCAAUUGAAGACAAAACCUCUGCUUUAUGCAGCUUGCAUGCACUUAGCAUGAACAGUGUGAAAUGUAUGAACAUAAUACGUGCCUUUCUUGCUGCAGUAGCAGUUACUGAUCUCACAGAAGGAGACAGCAUGAAACCGGAACUGCGCUUACUGUCCAAACAACAUUUCUGCAAGUUGGUGGAAAACAUUGAUGAGGACAGGGUAGUGAUUGACAAGGCCACAAUUCCAGAAGCAGAGAUACUUAUGAUCGAAGUAGCAAGGAGGCUAGAGAAGAGGGGACAAACCAUCCUUCUUGUCCAGGAGGACCUAAAGAAAAAGCUGCAAGAACAACAUGCAGACAUUGUGUCUCAUAUACUUGCUUCUGACGAACUGGAAGACGUUUCUAGAGAUAACUAUCCUAACAUACAACACAUCGUCGCAGACAAUAUGAAAAUGAAUGACAUCAAGAAACUUCAACUGGACGAUGAAAGAAGUGGAAAAACUGUCAUUUGGCUUUUCCACAAUUCUGAGGCUCGAGAAAACGCCACACACAAAGGACCGCAUUCCCUUGAGGGUGCAGGUGAAUUGAGAGACGACAACAGUGAACUCAGUUUUUCUGGAGAAACAUCUACUUAUGAAAGUGCUGAUGACAUGAGCCGUUCUAGAAAUGAGGAUGGGUACUGGUCGGGGGUGACUGAAUCUGAUGAUGACGACAUGGAGGCAAUACAAUCAAGUGAUGAUGCAAGGGAAGCAGGUGAAAUACAGCUGCAAGAUAAGUCCAGAGAUGACAGUCUACGUGACUGCGCUGAGCAAACCAUCAAGGAAAGUAUUUCAGGAACGGCAUCUUCACCGCUGCUGCCUCAUGUGACAAAAUGCCUUAAGGAACAUUUUUGUACAACGAUCAUUGGUCAGCCCGGUGAUGGCAAAACUACUCUUGCUUUCCAGGUUUUGUCUGAAAUGCACAGAAAGAAAUGGAAAGUUUAUAUUGUGGAAACACCACAAGAUUAUUUUCGGAUCCAAAAGAGUGACAGGUAUAUCAUUCUUUUCAGCAACAUUUUUGGCAAUCCCAACUUUCAGUUUGACCACUACCGAAAAUGGCAUCCUGUCCUGCUGGACGUAAGUCAGGAACAAGUAGCGUCGGCUUCAAGAUGUCAAGUGGUAUAUACAAUAUUCCUGUUCAGGAAAAAUGUGUUUCAAACAGCACUCAAAUAUAUCACUCCUUUCAAAAAUACAAUUUUUUCUGAACGUCAAAGAAUUGACUUUGAAAAGAUUUAUAAAGCAGAAGGGAAAAUAACACUGGAUACUGACAGGACAGCUGAUAAAACAUCAAAUGAUCAUGUCACUGAUUGUUCAAAGACAACAUCCCCCCUGCUACACAAGCUGUGUAUGAUGAUAACACUAAGACAUGAAGUUUUUAACACUCAGGCCAUGGACAGGGAAAGUAGGUUUCGACAUAUCCUCAACAACUUGAUGGUCAAUGAAGGGAUUCUGUCUACUUUACAAAUCUGUAUCCAUCAGAACUGCAUCCCACAUCCAGCUGAACUCUCAAAUUUGCAACUAAGAAGACUGUGCACAGGGGCCGGGGCAUCUCCUUUGAGAAGUAAGCAGCUCACUGAGGCACUUACACAGAUGGACAGAUACAUCCUUAAGAAGUCAGCUCAUGGAUUCGUGUUCUCACACUCAUGGACUUCAGAGGUAGUUGCGAAGGUUUUGGCUGAACAUGAUGAAACUACAUUUAUAGUUCAUUGCAGUCUCAAGUAUUUAGAGUAUGUGCGCUUUGAGCCAAAUGAAGUUGCAGAGUUUGAUUAUGCCAUUAUCGUCCCCCAAAAGUCAGCAACGGUUCUUGCACAACGUCUGCGUGAAGAAUUGUUGAAAGGUCAUCUUCAGUUUGUCAUGUCCCACAUGUCACUGACACAUCCAGUCGUGUGCGACGCAAUUCAAACACUGCUUCAAAGAGAGAAUUUCAAAAUGAGAGAUGCACACUCAAAGAAACAAAUACUGUCCUUCAUUCCUAUUUGCAACAUACCCUCCUUAGAACUGAAAUUGUUGGAAGUAGCUUCAGGAGGUAUUUCCACAAUGCAAUGCCUUCGUAUGUGUAGCAGAUAUGGUAAUGUAAGACUCAUGAGACUGCUUAUCGAGAAGAUCGAGAAAAAUGCUCCCAUGCUGCAGCAAAAGAGAUACAACGUAGGAGAAUUAUUUAGAACCUGUGCUAAGUGGAACCAUGCAGAAGGAUGUGAGGUUUUGUUGAAGUAUGUGGAUGUCAACUGCAUCGGUAAACGGGGCAACACAGCCCUUCACUACGCAGCCAGCUCGGAUAACCUGGAACUGUUAUCGCUCCUCUUGAAUCAGGAUGAUAUUGAUGUUGAUGUUCUGAAUAAGAAAGGGGAGACCGCGUUGGCAAUGGCUUUGUAUUGUAAGCAUGAACAGGUGGCAGAAACUUUGAUACAAGCUCGAGCCAAUACACUCCUCAAAGAUAAGUAUGGUCGGACAAGCUUUCUGAUAGCAGCACUUGUUGGGUCUGUGUCUAUUCUAGAAUUGUUACUGAUAUCAGAUCAUAGAUGCAUUUAUCACUGUGAUGCCUUUGGAAACACGGCCUUACAUCUGGCAGCAAUAAAGGGCCAGACAGAGGUGAUCAAACUUCUCUUAAAAGAAGGUUUAGACAUUCAGAAAGGAAACAUGGACAGGAUGACGCCUCUCCAUAUUGCAGCUACAAAUGGACGAUACUCUGUUGUGGAUCCCCUUCUCAGCAUAGAAAGAAAUUCAGCUACUUCUAGAGAAGACGGAAAGCGUUUUGUCCGAGGUGUGUCUGUGGAUCUUAAAGAUAUUCAUGGCAUGGCACCGAUUCACUACGCAGCCAUUUGGGGUUAUGAAUAUGUAUUAGGAAGACUUUUGCAAAACAAGAGCGAGGUUAACCUGAUGACCGAGAAAUCUGAAACUGCACUGCACUUAGCAACUCAGGGCGGCCACAUUGAAGCUGUACAAUCCCUUCUGAAAAACAAGGCUGAUGCGAACUUGUCUGAUUGGAAAGGAAGAACUCCUCUUCACAUUGCUGCCGAGGAAGGACAUCUAAAAAUAGUAAAACUCUUUCUCAGGGAGAAGGUAGACACUCAGAAGGUCGAUGAAGACAACAAAACAGCUCGUGAGUUAGCUUUUGCAAAUAAACAUCGAAGCAUUGUGAAGGAGAUUUCCAAAGUUCGAAAGAAAAGAACUGAAGAAACAGAACUCUCUCAAUACAAGUUAGACAGCUGGCUUGACCGGCGCUCUUCGAGGUCUAAAGUGCAGAAUACAGUAAACUUUGUACCAUUUGUGAUCGCUAUCAUUCUUAUGGUUUUGUCGUGUUUUUUCUCCACUAUCAUAACGUAGAUCUCCGGUGAUUGAUCUAGUCACACAGUCGACAAAAACAUCCUCUUAAGGUUACAAGAAUCAAUUUGGAGUGGUUUAAAGUACCUGUCAUUUUGGAAGUUCAGACAAUUGUUCCUUAUACUUAAUUUUAUGUACCUGUCAUUGGACAUAUUUGAAGUUAGCAACCCGGACCUGAUUAAGAGAAUGUGUUUGUAGAUUUGCAGUGAUCUAGUUAUAGAAAUUUCGCAGCUAUCUUGCAUGUCACAACCCAUGGAGUCAUUGGACGGAUAAUCGAGACUGGUUGUGUUCUUGUGGUGGCUUUACCUAGUAUCUUCCUGGUGUUGGGGCCCUUACUUGUGGUGGCUUUACCUAGUAUCUUCCCUUGUGUUGGGGCCCUUACUUGUGGUGGCUUUACCUAGUAUCUUCCUUGUGUUGGUGCCCUUACUUGUGGUGGCUUUACCUAGUAUCUUCCUUCUGUUGGGGCCCUUACUUGUGGUGGCUUUACCUAGUAUCUUCCUUCUGUUGGGGCCCUUACUUGUGGUGGCUUUACCUAGUAUCUUCCUUGUGUUGGUGCCCUUACUUGUGGUGGCUUUUACCUUGUACUUAUGUGAUGAUUGGAAAGGGUUUUCAUGCUUUUAGUUUAAGAGUUUAACAGUUUUCAUCGCUUUAAAGAAUAUAGAAAUAUUUUUAUCGCUUCUAUUUCUAUGGGGGAUGGUUGGUAGCCUAGUGGUUAAGUUGUUCGCUCGUCACGCUGAAGAUCCGGGUUCGAUUCCCCACAUUUCUGUCCAUUUCUGGUGUCCCCAUGCGUUAUGUUGCUGGAAUAUUGCUAAAAGUGGCUAAAAGACACACUAAACCCACACUCAGUUAGAAUAUAGAAAUAUUUUUAUUGCUUCUAUUUCUAUGGGUUUACUAGGAUAUGUUAAUGCAUUGUGUGAUGCCAUGCAUUCUGACACAAAGUUGACAUGUAGUCAGUGGACUUUCUUGUGAUUAGGGAAAGGUUUUAUUACUUUUAUGAUUAUAUUUUGCUUUGAUUAUGUGAUGAUUUGAAAGGGUUUUCACGCUUUUAGUUUAAGAUUUCAACAGUUUUCAUCACUUUAAAGAAUAUAGAAAUAUUUUUAACGCUUCUAUUUCUAUGGGAUUACUAGGAUAUGUUAAUACAUUGUGUAAUGCCAUGCAUUCUGAGACAAAGUUGACAUGUAGUCAGUGGACUUUCCUGCGAUUAGCAAAA